Linum trigynum is the source of this 1323-nucleotide messenger RNA. The record is from the annotation of a GenBank genome assembly. Lineage: Eukaryota; Viridiplantae; Streptophyta; Magnoliopsida; Malpighiales; Linaceae.
AUGUUCCAGCCCAACCACCACCAGGACCCACAGCCACAGCCACUGUCAGUUAUGGAUGUGGAUCAGAGUGAGAUGAGUAUAGUUCAAUGGGAUGGGACACAAAAUGGGGGAUUUUCACAAGCUCAGUCCAUGAUGCUUAACUCUAAGAAACUUCAAGAUGAUCUACAAAACUUGGGGCUAAAAAUCAAGCAGCAUGAAAACAACUUAAAACUUCUGAAGAAUCAAAAGAACAAACUAGAUGACUCUAUUCUUGAUACACAAGUCACUCUUAGCAAGUAUCAUUCUUCUGCUGCAACGGGAACUGAAAAUGAAGAGCGUACCUCCCAGAGUGAAGAGGAAACAAUUAAACAAAUUCUACAGUAUGGGCCUUCUGCUGCCAGCAUUUGGUGCCAGUUGAGAGCAAAUCACACAUCAUAUGCCUCAUAUCCUACAUUGACCAAAGAUGUGAUUGGAAUUGUCGCUACACUUGGUCGAGUAGAUGAUGAUAAUCUUAGCAGGAUGCUGUCUCAGUUUCUAGGGGUAGACACUAUGUUAGCAAUUGUGUGUAAGUCCUAUGAAGGUGUGAAAGCUCUGGAGACAUAUGACAGGGAAGGCCACAUUAAUAAGGAGUCUGGUAUUCAUGGUGUGGGUGCUUCGUUUGGGACAGCUUUGAAUGGUUCAUUUUCCGUCAUUUGUCUUGAAGAUUUGAGGCCUUACUGUGGUGAAUUUGUUCUGGAUGACCCCCAAAGGAGGUUGGAUCUUCUGAAGCCAAAGUUGUCAACUGGGGAGAGUCCUCCUGGAUUUCUUGGGUUUGCUGUGAAUAUGAUAAACGUGGAAUACAUGAACUUGUUUUUCCUCACAUCUAGUGGACAUGGGCUCAGGGAGACUCUGUUAUAUAAUAUCUUCUCUCGGUUGCAAGUUUAUAAAACAAGGGAAGAUAUGUUACUUGCUCGUCCUUGUAUAAGUGAUGGAGCCAUUUCCCUGGAUGGAGGGAUGAUCAGGCAUCCAGGUAUCUUUUCCCUAGGCAGCUGGAAGGAGAUGAAUAUAAGGUUCCCAAGAUCGUCGGCGUCAAGUGCUUCUAGUAAGUAUAGUGAAACAGAGAAGCAACUCAUGGAGAUGCGAUGGAAGAAAGAGAAAAUGGAAGAGGAUAUGAAGAGGGAACAAGCUUUACUGGAUGCUGCGAGGCACCAGUUCCAAAGGAAGAAGGAAGAGUUUGUCAAAUUCCUUGCUGAAAGCUCAUCAUAUGCAGCUCAGCAACCGCAUAUGCAUCCAAUGCAGCAGCAGCAACAGCAACAGCAACAGCCCAUGCAUCCGAUGCAGCAGAAUCACUUCAUGAACAGAUGA